Molecule: messenger RNA, 1946 nt
Organism: Nerophis lumbriciformis (worm pipefish)
Lineage: Eukaryota; Metazoa; Chordata; Actinopteri; Syngnathiformes; Syngnathidae
Gene: cavin1a
Product: caveolae associated protein 1a
Biological process (GO): termination of RNA polymerase I transcription; transcription initiation at RNA polymerase I promoter
Cellular component (GO): cytoplasm; caveola
Molecular function (GO): rRNA primary transcript binding
Source: RefSeq, a predicted model, not a curated record
GGUUUCACAUGGAGCGGCGUGCCUGAGCUGUGAGAGGCCCAACUCCCCUUGGCUGGCUGUCAUCCCAGAGCAGAAGCACAGAGGUUUUAGUGUGAAAGGAGGGAGUGCAAGUUUGUUUUUGGAGCCGACAGCCAUGGCGGAUACAGCGGUCCAGAAGGAGCACGGCGCUCUGGCAGAGGUCUCCUACGAUGACGACGAAGUCGCCCUCGUGGGUGCUGCCACAGAGCCGGCGGUGGACGGCGGUAAACCCGCAGAGGAAGCGCUCGCCAUCGGCUCCGGAGAAAAGAGCGAAGCCCAGGCGAACGGCGUCAUGGUCCUGUCCCUGCUCGACAAGAUCAUCGGGGUGGUGGACCAGAUCCAGCUGACCCAGAACGGGCUGGAGGCUCGGCAGGAGGCCAUGGAGAAGUCGGUGUCCGCCAUCCAGGGGGAGCUGGCCAAGCUGUCCAAGAGCCACCUGGGGACGGCCACCACCGUCAACAAGAUGCUGGACAAGGUCCGCAAGGUCAGCGUCAACGUCAAGACAGUGCGGAGCAACCUGGAGAAGCAGGCGGGCCAGAUCAAGAAGCUGGAGAGCAACGAGGGCGAGCUGCUGAAGAGGCGCAACUUCAAAGUCCUAAUCAGCCAGGACCAAGUGAAGGCCCCAAAGACACCCAAGGCAGGUGAGACGGUCGCCGAGGACGGGACUGUGGAGGGCCUCCAGCAGAUCCCCGAGGAGGGCGACGAGGGCGAGGGCCGGCCCGCCGACCUCAACUCGGACGAGGAGGUGGAGAUCGAGGAGACCGUGGAGGAGUCCCGAACCAAGCGUCUGCAGCGCUCCACCAAGAGGCAAGUGGCCAGCAUAAAGAAGGCCUUCUCCAAGGAGGAGAUGGAGAAGACCAAACUGAAGACCAAGGAGAACCUGGAGAAGACCAAGCAGAGAACCCGCGAGAACCUGGAGAAGACCCGGCAGAGAACCCGCGACAACCUGGAGAAAACCAAGCACAGCCUGGAGAAGAAGAUCAACAAGCUGGGCACCCGCAUGACCCCCAAAAUGGAGCGCCGGGUCAAGAUGAAGAGCUCCAAGGAGAAAGUGAAGAAGUCACUCACGCCCGACCACACCGUCUACGCCCGCUCCAAGACCAGCGUCUACCGCGUGCCGCCGUUCACCUUCCACGUCAAGAAGAUCCGGCCGGGCCAGGCGGAGGAGGAGGAGGCGGCGGAGAACGCCGAGGUGGCGGCGGCGACCGAGACGGAGGGCGAGGAGAACGGGCUAGGGGUGCACGUGGAGGUGGAGGAAGGCGAGCUGGUGAGGGUGGACACCCCGGGCAUGGAGGACCCUCACAUGGUCAUGGUGGAAGCAGACCGCCUGGAGAAGACCCAGCUUGACUAAGAGAUCCCAUCAAACGCCAUCCUGAUGGAUCACAUGAGGACACAUCAGUAACCACCAGGACUUCAAGCACACAUUUCACACCUGUUCUGUUCUUUUCUACGCCCAAGCCUUCAUACUCACGCUUUUCAAAAGAGCCCCCCUUUACUGUACGACACACCUCUGCAUGAUUAGGAGGGGGAAAGGGUACCGUAUUUUUCGGACUAUAAGUCGCAGUUUUUUUCAUAGUUUGGCCGACUUAUACCCAGGAGCGACUUAUGUGUGAAAUUAUUAACACAUUAGCGUAAAAUAUCAAAUAAUAUUAUUUAGCUCAUUCACGUAAGAGACUAGUCCAGGGGUCGGCAACCUUUACCAGUCAAAGAGCCUUUUUGACCAGUUUCACAAAUUAAAGAAAACAAUAGGAGCCACAAAAAUCUUUUGAAAUUUAAAAUGAAAUAACACUGCAUACAAAGUUUUUUUUGCUUUGUGCAAGGGUCUCAGACACGCGGCCCACACCUUAAUAUGAUAAUUGAAUGUUGGUGCGGCCCGCGGGUUUUAUAUGAAUGGCGCUUGACAGCGUCAUACUUGCCAACCCUCACGA